Molecule: messenger RNA, 691 nt
Organism: Drosophila serrata
Lineage: Eukaryota; Metazoa; Arthropoda; Insecta; Diptera; Drosophilidae
Molecular function (GO): protein binding
Source: RefSeq, a predicted model, not a curated record
CCGAUUAAAGAAGCAGAACUUUGCAUUUUCCGGGAACUCUCGAGGACGAACUUUGAAAAUAUCAAAAUUCAAAAUGAAUCGACAAGCCGUUCGCGACUGGCUAGCGUUGCUGACGAUGGAAAAGUACACAGAGAACUUUUUGGAGCGUGGCUACGAUUGUAUUGCCCGCUUGAAGCUCAUCGUCUGCUCCGAUCUCGUCAUGCUGGGUGUUGAUAAUCCUGGCCACAGGAAGUUGUUGCUCAACGGUGUCCAAUUUUUGAUUAACUCACCAGAGUUCGCAGGCUCGGAGCCGUGCGAGCUGCAUGGUUUUUCGGAGAGGAAAGAGGAAGAUAUCAACGAAGAGUCCACUACCAACAAAUAUUUAGAACUAUUUAAAUUUUUGGAUAUACCAAAGGAAAAGCACGAGAUAGUGCCGCUGGAGUCCCGUAGGAUGCCCAUCGCCGCGGGCAACACCGGAUCAUCGGAUCAAGAAGUACAAUCUUUGGUGCGCAGGAAAGUUAGGCGAAUAAGAUGCCCGAGGACUAUAGCAUUAAUAGAGGCAAAUGAAGCAAACAGCAUUGUUAUUGAUUAGCUGUACGAAUACUGUUGAUUAUCUCUGGGAAAUCCAUUAUAACUUGGGUCCCAACAACCAUAAAGAAAAUCCAAUUACUCUUUAAAGGAUAUCUGCCGUCAGAAUAAAUGAUAAAUUAUA